This is a messenger RNA of Metarhizium album ARSEF 1941, 1422 nucleotides long. RefSeq names its product Glycoprotease family protein. NCBI's taxonomy places the organism in Eukaryota, Fungi, Ascomycota, Sordariomycetes, Hypocreales, Clavicipitaceae. The transcript has a single exon. Gene Ontology annotation, biological process: mitochondrial tRNA threonylcarbamoyladenosine modification. The record is from RefSeq and is a predicted model, not a curated record. Bases 1 to 1422 code for a protein of 473 amino acids. Gene Ontology annotation, cellular component: mitochondrion.
AUGCUCCUGCCCCGCCUCCGCCUCCGCCAGCGGCAUCGCCCCCUGCAGUCUGUCCUCCCGCGGCCAUGCAAUCGCCGUCCUCGCCGAGGCCGCGUCGUCGGUGGGCGGACCCUGCUCACCGUCGCCAUCGAGUCGUCAUGCGACGACACCGCCGUGGCCGUCCUCUCGCACGCGCCGCCCUCCACCGCGCUCCUCUUCAACGAGCGCAUCUCCUCCGAUAACCGCGCCUUCAAGGGCGUACACCCCGUCGUGACCGUCCGGGGCCACAACUCGUCCCUCGCGCCGCUCGUCCGGCGAGCGCUCCAGCACCUCCCCGACGCCUCGCCGUCCGCUCCCUCCAUACAGAUCCCCCCGCUCUCCUCCGCCUCCGGAGCGCCCCUGAGGAAGCAGCGGCCAGACUUCGUGUCCGUGACCAGGGGCCCCGGGAUAAUGGCCAACCUGGCAGUGGGGUUGAACAUGGCCAAAGGCCUCGCCGUCGGAUGGGACGUGCCGCUCCUCGCCGUCCACCACAUGCAGGCCCACGCGCUGACGCCGCGGCUCGCGAGGGCGCUGGGGACGGGAGCAAGCGACGCGGGCGACGGCGGCAGCGCGGGCCCCGAGUUCCCGUUCCUGUCGCUCCUCGUCUCGGGCGGACACACGCAGCUCGUGCACUCGACGGGGCCGGCGGCGCACCGCGUCGUCGCCGCCACGGGCGACAUCGCCGUCGGCAACCUCCUCGACCAGGCGGCGCGCGUCAUCCUCCCCGCCGACGUCCUCGGCGCCAGCCCCGACGUCAUGUACGCCCGCCUCCUCGAGUCGUUCGCCUUCCCGCCGGCCCCGGACGGCCCGCCCGACGCGCAGUACGCCUUCUUCGAGCCGGCCGCGUCGCGCUCCGACGAGAUCGCCCCCCCGCCCACCGGGCACGCCUGGGACGUGCCGCUGCCGCUGCGCAACUCGCGCCGCCUCGCCUUCUCCUUCUCCAGCAUCCACACGCGGGUGCAUCGCAUCGCCGCCGCCAGCCCCGCCAUGGCCCUCGCCGAGCGUCGCUCGCUGGCGAGGCACACCAUGCGCGCCGCCUUCCAGCACCUCUGCUCGCGGCUGGUCGUCGCGCUCCAGGACAGGCCCGAGCUGCGGCCGGCGGCGAGGACAAUCGUCGUCUCGGGAGGCGUCGCCUCCAACAAGUUCCUCCUGCACGUCUUGAGGGAGACGCUCCGCGUGAGGGGGUAUCCCGACGCCGAGAUUGUGGCGCCGCCCGUCGAGCUCUGCACCGACAACGCCGCCAUGAUUGCGUGGGCCGGCGUCGAGAUGUUUGCCCAGGGGUGGUGCUCGGAUCUGGGCGUCCUGCCGCUGGGCAAGUGGCCCAUGGACCUGGACGCCGGCCGCGACGGAGACGGCAUACUGGGUGUCGGGGGCUGGACAAGGACAAGGAGAGAGGAACGUUGA